Molecule: messenger RNA, 271 nt
Organism: Notodromas monacha
Lineage: Eukaryota; Metazoa; Arthropoda; Ostracoda; Podocopida; Cyprididae
Source: the annotation of a GenBank genome assembly
UUUGGCGAAGUUUAGUGACGGCGCGUGGCGUCGGAUCAUUAGCACGAUGGCGGUUUUGGCGCUGUCCUGGCUUUUCGUGUCUGCCGUGAUCGGUGCAGAGGCGACGAGGGACCAGCGAAAUGAACAUAAGAUAGUGUUUCAAUCGACGAUGACAGACUGUCUGAAACGGGACGUUAAUGCAGCUUGUCUCCAACCGCGACAGUGUUCUCAGCUUUGGCAGAUCAGUUAUGAAAGUAUUCAAGGGCGAGGAUCAGGAGAAAGACAGCAAUAA